Molecule: messenger RNA, 904 nt
Organism: Musca vetustissima
Lineage: Eukaryota; Metazoa; Arthropoda; Insecta; Diptera; Muscidae
Product: 5-hydroxytryptamine receptor 2A-like
Exons: 1
Biological process (GO): adenylate cyclase-activating adrenergic receptor signaling pathway
Cellular component (GO): membrane
Molecular function (GO): G protein-coupled receptor activity
Source: RefSeq, a predicted model, not a curated record
AUGGAUACUGAGAGUAAUGACGAUGAAGAAGAUACGAAUAAUAAGAAUUAUGACGUUCAUGAUAAUUAUGUUAAUCACAUUGGCCAAGAAAAUGUAAAUUCCCCACUUUAUACUCGAAUGGCCAAAUGUGGUAACAGCGCUGAUGGUGAUGAUGAAGAUGAUGGCCAAGUCAAAUGUAAACGAAGACGAAGUGAUGAUAAUAUUCCGAAUAGCAAGUCAAGCAAUAAUAAUUGCCAUAAUUUCAACAGAAGCAUUCAUCCAGCCACCGCCAUGUCAUCCCAUUUAUUACGUGCCAUAACUACAACAGCAGCAGCGGCAGCAUCACUUGUCACGGCAGCUGCCACCUCACCAACCACAGCAGAAAAUAUGUCCUCACCAACUUCCUUUGCAGAGGAAAGACUCAAAUUCGUUUAUGAAAAUUCAGUACCAAUGGCAUCGGAUGAGAACAUCAUUAAUAAUACCCUAAUUUAUGGUACAUCCCUGUCAAGCAUAUCGGCAGCCACCUCCUAUAUGCUAUUAAAUGACUCAUGGCUGAAUGCAUCAUCACCAUACCUAUCAUCAUCGUCAUCGUCGUCGUCCUCCUCCUCCUCUUUAGCCACUUCCAUUGCACCUGCAUUGUCCACCCUAAAUGCGGAGGGUGUGAAUGUCACCUCUGCUGCCAAUUCCGAUGAUGAUUGGUCCCACUUUAAUGAUCUCAUUUUAUCCUGGCAAGGUGUCUGCCUGAUUGCCGUCUUUUGUGUCUUAAUCGUGAUCACCAUUAUUGGUAAUACCUUGGUUAUAAUGGCCGUUAUUACCACCAGACGCCUUAAAACCGUGACAAAUUGUUUUGUUAUGAGCCUGGCGGUUGCCGAUUUCCUAGUGGGCAUAUUUGUAAUGCCACCCGCAGUUGCUGUUCAUUUGAUAG